AUGAUGAAUUUUUUUGGAUCAAAAUCUUCUUCUUCUGGUCAAGGAAAUCAGCAACAAUCUACCAAAAAUAAUAAUGCUUUUUUCCCAAAAUUUGCAUCUCACACUGCUACCCCUACUACUGCAUUAAGUUCAAAUUCUUAUGCAAUGGGAACUACUGGUAUUGCAUCUGAAAAUGUCAUUUCUCAAAUGAAAGCUAUGAACACAGAAAAUGGUAAUAUAAAUCAAAGCAAUCAUCAAAACAAUCAUCUACAACCUAUAGGGAACGCUGGUAAUAGCAGUCAUAGUCAUAGUCAUCAUCAUGAGAAGAUUAUUAAUAAUGAUGUUGAGAAAUCAAAUUUAUCAAGUCAAUUGAAUAAUAUGGAUCGUUUAUCUCCAAAUACAGAUAGCGUACGAACAGUAACAACUCCUCAGAGUACUGGUCCUGAUACUGAUAUUCCAAGGGGUAAAUUAGAGCUUACUAUAGUGGAAGCUAGAAAUUUAUUAACGAGAUCUAGCAAUUCUCAACCCUAUGUUGUCUGUACAUUCGAAAGUUCAGAAUUUAUUUCAGAUGGUCCUGAAACGUCAAAUAAUACAGAAAAUAGCCAUAACUAUAGCAUAAACAGUCAUAAUAACAAGAGACAACUCGAUAAUAACAAUAAUCCAUUACCUGUAAUUAAAGAAAAUAACAAUUUAAGACCUUUGUAUACCCAUAGAUCGUCGUCACAACUUGAUAAAUUAAUGAACAGCAAUGGUACUCUAAAUCAAAACAAUAGAGCCAAUGCAAACACUAAUUCCUCAUGUCCAAUAUGGCAUCAUAAAACUACUUUUGAUGUUUUAGGGGCUCAUUCAGAAUUAGAUAUUUCUGUCUAUGAUGCUGCUCACGAUGAUAUGUUCUUGGGUCAAGUAAGAUUACGCCCAAAUAUUCAUACAACUCCACAUACUGCAUCAGAUUGUCAAUGGCAUACCUUACAAGGAAGAGUUUUGGAUGAAAAUAUUUCUGGUGACAUAUUGAUAAAAUGGGAUUAUGCCGUGACUAAAAAGAGGCAUUAUGGUCCAAGCGAUUUCGAAGUUUUGAGAUUACUUGGUAAAGGUACUUUUGGUCAAGUUUAUCAAGUAAGAAAGAAGGAUACUAAAAGAAUUUACGCUAUGAAAGUUUUAUCGAAAAAAGUUAUUGUCAAAAAGAAUGAAAUUGCACACACCAUCGGUGAAAGGGACAUUCUUGUACGUACUGCAUCAAAAUCAUGUCCAUUUAUCGUUGGUUUGAAAUUUUCUUUCCAAACUCCGGCAGAUCUGUAUUUAGUUACUGAUUUUAUGAGUGGUGGUGAAUUAUUUUGGCAUUUACAAAAGGAAGGUCGUUUCACAGAAGAUCGUGCCAAAUUUUAUAUCGCAGAAUUGGUUUUGGCAUUGGAAUAUUUGCAUGAUAAUGAUAUUGUUUACAGAGAUUUGAAACCCGAAAAUAUCUUAUUAGAUGCAAAUGGUAAUAUAGCUUUAUGUGAUUUUGGUCUAUCCAAAGCUGAUUUAAAAGAUCGUACUAAUACUUUCUGUGGUACAACCGAAUAUCUAGCUCCAGAACUACUACUAGAUGAAUCCGGUUAUACAAAAAUGGUUGAUUUUUGGUCACUAGGUGUUCUGAUAUUUGAGAUGUGUUGUGGCUGGUCUCCAUUUUUUGCAGAAGAUAAUCAAAAAAUGUAUCAAAAGAUCGCUUUCGGUAAGGUUAAGUUUCCUAGAGAUAUUUUAUCGCCCGAAGGUCGUUCCUUUGUUAAAGGUUUAUUAAAUAGAAAUCCAAAUCAUAGAUUGGGUUCGGUAGAUGAUGGUAGAGAAUUGAGAGCACAUCCAUUUUUCGCUGAUAUAGAUUGGGAUGCGUUGAGAGAAAAGAAAAUACCACCACCAUUCAAGCCACACCUAAGUUCGGAAACUGAUACAUCUAAUUUUGAUCCCGAAUUUACUCAAGCUUCUACUUCUUAUAUGAACAAAAAUCAAUCAUCUAUUGCGGCCACUCCAUUAUCACCAGCAAUGCAAGCUAAAUUUGCAGGUUUUACAUUUGUUGAUGAAUCAGCAAUGGAUGAGCAUUUAAAUCAAGCGUACAAUAAUCGUAAAUUUUUACAAAAUUCAUAUUACAUGCAACCUGGCUCAUUCAUUCCAGGUGAUCCAAAUUUACCACCUGACGAAGAUGUUAUAGAUGAAGGUGAUGAUAUUAGAGAUAACAGCAAUGGUAUGAAUGGAGCAUCACGACUAGAUUUUGAAGGUGACCAUCACAUGGAUGAUGAAUUUGUCAGUGGAAGAUUCGAAAUCUAA
This is a messenger RNA of Vanderwaltozyma polyspora DSM 70294, 2274 nucleotides long. Its product is annotated as serine/threonine-protein kinase. The record is from RefSeq and is a predicted model, not a curated record. The transcript has a single exon. Lineage: Eukaryota; Fungi; Ascomycota; Saccharomycetes; Saccharomycetales; Saccharomycetaceae. Bases 1 to 2274 code for a protein of 757 amino acids. Gene Ontology annotation, molecular function: ATP binding; protein serine/threonine kinase activity. Gene Ontology annotation, biological process: protein phosphorylation.